AUGCUUGAAAGAUAAAUAAUAAAUAAUAUUAUUGAAACUAAAAAAUAUAAUACUAAUAAAAUAGCUACAUCGAAAUAUACAUACCUAAAUUUUGUUCCUAAAAACAUUUAAGAACAAUUUAAGAAAUUAGCAAAUAUUUACUUUUUAAUAAUAGGUUUUCUACAAAUUAUAUAGGAAAUAUCUAUUUCUUAAGGACAGCCAGUUAUUUUUCUUCCUUUAUUUGUAAUAUUAUGUAUUUCUGCAUUAAAAGAUUUAUUAGAAGAUUUAAAAAGACAUAAAUCAGACGAUGAAGAAAACAAAAGACUUAUAUUAGUUUAUCGUAAAGAAGCGUGGAUAUAAAUACAUUGGUAGGAUUUAAUAGUAGGGGAGAUAAUAAAAGUAAUGAAAGAUGAAUAUAUACCAGCUGAUAUAAUAUGUCUUUUUUCAAGUGACUAAGCACGUACCUGUUAUAUAGAAACUAAAAACCUUGACGGAGAAACGAAUUUGAAAAGAAAGGUAGUUGAUAAAGAUUUAUAAAAUUAUGGUUCAAUUGAAAUUUUGUAAGCCAAAUUAUAAUUUAAUUUAGAAAAACCAAAUCCAUACCUAUAUAAUUUCUAAGGUGAAUAUUUUAAAGAUGAAUCUUUAAAAUAAGGGUCUUAAGUACCAUUAGAUAUAAAUAAUUUUAUUUUAAGAGGUUCAUCACUUCGAAAUACACAUUACAUUAUAGGAAUAACUGCUUACACAGGUAAUGAUACUAAAAUAAUGUUAAAUUCAAUAAAAGCAAGGCCUAAAAAAUCUAAAGUAGAAAGAAAGAUGAACUUUUUUAUUGCUUGUAUAUUUAUAUUAUAGAUAUUAAUAUGUUUGGGAAAUUCAAUUUAUUCAUUAAUUUGGUUUAUGAAAAAUAAAAAAUAUUUAAUUAAUUAUUUAGGGCUUUCUAGUACUGAUAAAUUAGAUAAUUCCAUGUUUCAUUUAUUUUUGAUUUAAUGGGGUACAUGGAUUCUUAUUUUCACGAAUUUCGUUCCUAUAAGUCUUAUUGUUACAUUAGAAAUGGUUAGAUUUUUUUAAGGAAUUAUAAUUUAAAAAGAUUAAUAAACAUUUUCCUUAGUAAAUGAUAUAUAAUGUUCUGUAUAAUCAAGUAGCCUUAAUGAAGAAUUAGGAUAAGUAGAAUACGUAUUUUCUGAUAAAACAGGAACUUUGACAAAUAAUGUAAUGAAUUUUAAAUGUCUUACAAUAAACGGAAUUUCAUAUGGAGAAAAAAAUAAUUUAUCUUAAAAAUAGCUUAAUUAAUUAAAAUAAGUAACUAAUGUAUAAUUCAAAGAUAAUUCUCUAUUUUAAGACCUUGAAAGUAAAGAUUCCCAAAGUCAACAUAUUAUUUAAAGUAUUUUAAUGUUAUCAGUCUGUCAUACAGUGAUUGUGGAAAAUACUUCUUCGGGUAGUUAAUUUAAUGCAUCAUCCCCUGAUGAAUUGGCUUUAAUUAAUUUUGCAAAAUUUUGCGGAUUCGAAUACAUUGGAGUUGAUGAAGAAAAUAUUAUUAAAGUUAAAUAAGGUGAACAAAUACAUAAAUUUAAACUUUUGCAUGUACUUGAAUUUAAUUCUUCAAGAAAAAGAAUGAGUUUAAUUGUGUAGAAUUAAUAGGGUUAAAUUGUUCUUUAUUGUAAAGGUGCAGAUAAUAUUAUUUUUUCAAGAUUAGAUUAAAAAAAUAAUAAUGAAUUAUCUAUAAGUUAAACAAAAUAAAAUAUUAAUAAGUAUUUUUUUCUUUUUGUUAAUUUUUUAUUAAUUUAUUUUUCUAGUUAUGCUAAAAUUGGUUUAAGAACUUUAGUUUUAGCUUAAAGAUUUAUUUCAUAGGAUUAUUAUGAGAAAUGGAAUGAAGAAUAUAAUAAAGCAUUAUGCCUAUUAACUAACAGGUAAGAAAAACUUGAAGAAAUUUAAAACUAAAUUGAAUAAAAUCUAAUGCUUCUAGGUGCAACUGCUAUAGAUGAUAUGCUUUAAGAUGAUGUCGCUAGCACAAUAUAAUCUAUGAAACAAGCUGGAAUAAAAGUAUGGGUAUUAACUGGUGAUAAAGUAGAAUCAGCUAUAAGCAUAGCGUUUUCAUGUUAAUUAUUAAAUACGGAAUUAAAAUAACUAACAAUAGACGGUUAAAACCAAGUUGAAGUAGAAAAAUAAUUAAAAGACUUCCAUAAAGAAGUAGAGUCUGAAAAAGAAUAAUUUUAAAAAUAAAAUUUAAAAAAUUUAAACAAACAAAAUAUAAAUAAAAUAACUUUGUAAAUAGCAGUAAUAAUUACAGGGGAUGCUUUAAUACAUUCCAUGGCUGAUAAAGAACUUUAAAAGUUAUUAAUUUAAAUUUGUUCUGUUUCUAAAGUUGUUCUAGCCUGUAGAGUCUCUCCUAAAUAAAAAUAAGAAAUUGUUACAUUAGUUAGAUCUCAUUAAAAAAAAGUUACCACUUUAGCGAUUGGAGAUGGGGCAAAUGAUGUAAAUAUGAUAAAUGCUGCUCAUGUUGGAAUAGGUAUUAAGGGAAAAGAAGGCUAAUAAGCAGCCAGGGCGAGUGACUUUAGUGUUGGAGAGUUCAAAAUUUUACUCCCUUUGCUUUUUAAUCAUGGAAGGGAAUGUUAUAGAAGAAAUACAGUGUUAAUUUGUUAUAACUUUUAUAAAAAUAUGAUAUUGGUCUUGCCUUAAUGGUGGUAUGGUUUUAUUACUGGAUUUUCUGGUAGUUCUUUAUAUGACCCUUGGAUUUAUUAAUUAUAUAAUUUGUGUUAUACUUCUUUACCUAUUGUUAUAUAUGCUGUUUUCGAUGAAGAGUUUUCAGCAUAUUAUUUAUAAUAUAAUCCUUCUUUAUACAUACAAGGAAUAAAAGGAACUUUAUUUAACUAAAAAAUAUUUUGGGAAUGGAUAUUAUUAGGUAUUUGGCAUGCAUUAAUAUGUUCGAUUGCUUCAUUCGGUAUAAUGGAAUAGUCAUUUUAAUUAGAAGGAAAAUAAUUUUUCUUUGCAAUUUCAGGUAUUGUAUCUUUCGGAGCAAGUGUACUUUUGGGAAAUUCUAAAGUUAUGCUUAUUAGCAAUACACACACUAUUGCAAGUAUUUUAUGUAUUUUUGGAAGUAUAUUAUUUUUCAUUAUGAAUCAUGCUUUUGCUAGUACAGUAUUUUCUAGUUAAGAUAUAUAUAAUACCUUUAAUAAUGCUUAUAAUACACCUUAUUUCUGGCUUUGUUAUAUUUUUAUUCUUGCUCUUACUAUUAGUAUUGAUGCUGGUUUUGAAAGAUGGAGCUAGUAUGAAUAAGGUAGAAUGAAUAUUAAUUUUAGUAAAAAAAAAUAUAACAAUAACCGCAGUUAGGCUUAAAUACUUUGAAAUUCAAAACAUCUGAAUAAUAAAUACUUGAUGAAUAUCAAAAUGAAGAAAUUGCUAGUGAUAACUAUGAUUUGAAAUAAAAAUAAGCUGCAUUAUAGAUUUCUGAUCCUAAUUAUUUUAAAACAUCUAAAUUUCCUAAUAAUAAUAUAGUCCCUACUAAUUGAAUAUAAAAUAAUUUAUGUACAAGUUGAUAUAAAUUGAUUUUUUCAUUUUAG
This is a messenger RNA of Ichthyophthirius multifiliis, 3533 nucleotides long. Its product is annotated as phospholipid-translocating p-type flippase family protein, putative. The transcript has 5 exons. Lineage: Eukaryota; Ciliophora; Oligohymenophorea; Hymenostomatida. Gene Ontology annotation, molecular function: ATP binding; ATPase-coupled intramembrane lipid carrier activity; ATP hydrolysis activity. Gene Ontology annotation, biological process: phospholipid translocation. The record is from RefSeq and is a predicted model, not a curated record. Gene Ontology annotation, cellular component: plasma membrane.